Molecule: messenger RNA, 222 nt
Organism: Penicillium lagena
Lineage: Eukaryota; Fungi; Ascomycota; Eurotiomycetes; Eurotiales; Aspergillaceae
Exons: 1
Coding region: 1-222 (73 amino acids)
Source: RefSeq, a predicted model, not a curated record
AUGCUUGCCACGAGCUCCAAGGCCUUGGCCGUUGCAGCAACCAUAAUCACGGCCCUUUCUCCCUCUGUCCAGGCGUGCCUUAAUCUCUACGGCGAAUCAAGCCCGACCGAGAUUUGGUACGUGACAACAGUAGACAACGGCCUGCAGACAUGCGAUGUAUCCUACUCAAACCCAUGUACGUCUCCUGGUCCCCUGUGUAAAUUUUUCAUCGAUUCGACUUGA